AUGGCUCUUUCUCAGGGACAAUUGACAUUUAAGGAUUUGGCCAUAGAAUUCACUCAGGAGGAGUGGGAAUGCCUGGACCCUGCUCAGAGGGCCUUGUACAGGGACGUGAUGUUGGAGACCUACAGGAACCUGCUCUCCCUUGAUAUCUCUCACAUACAUGUGAUUAAGAAAUUACAACUAAAAGCAAACACUGAUAGAGGAGAAGUAUUCCAAACAUUGAUGUUCCGAAGACAUAACUGGAAUGAAAUGAAACAUUUUUACCUCAGAGUCAUCCGGGAAAAUAUACGAGAAUUUGAUUCUCAGCAGAGUGAUGAGGAAAGAAAUUGCAAAGGAAUGCCAAUAAACCAAAAUGAUAAUCUCACUGAUAAGAGAAAUCGAAAUGGAAGAAGUGUUGCAGGAAUCAAGCCUAUUGAAAAUAGGUUUCCAUUAAGCUUUCUGGAUGAACUGCAUAUAUUUAAAAGUGAAGAGAAAAUGGAUGAAUUUAAUCAAGCUGACAAGAGUGUGAAGGGUAGUGCCUCAUUUUCACCACUUCAGGGAAUUUCCCCUGGUGUCCAAGUGAACAUUUCUAAUAUACAUGGGAGUAAUUAUAUGCAGUCUUUAAUAGUGACACAAGAUCAGAAAGCACAGAGGGAAAGAACUUACAAAUGUAAUGAGUGUGGCAAAAUCUUUCUGCAGGUAUCAUAUCUCAAUAGACCUCAGAUCCUCCAUACAGGAGAGAAAUUACAUAAGUGUGACGUAUGUGGAAGAAUCUUUAGCAAGAAUUCAUACCUUGUAAUUCAUCAGAGAAUUCAUACUGGAGAGAACCCUUACAAAUGCAAUGUGUGUGGGAAGGUCUUUAGUAGAAAGAAAGACCUUAGAGUUCAUAACAGAAUUCAUACUGGAGAGAAACCUUACAUAUGUAACGAGUGUGGGAAAGCCUUUUAUUAUGCCUCACUCCUCAAAAAACAUCAGAUAAUCCAUACAGGAACAAAACCAUAUAAAUGUGAUGUAUGUGGGAAAGUCUUUGGUCAAAAUUUAUAUCUUUCAGUUCAUCAGACAGUUCAUACUGGAGAGAGACCUUACAAAUGUAAUGAGUGUGAGAAAACCUUUUGUUAUGGCUUAUUCCUCACAGGACAUCAGAGAACCCACACAGGGUGCAAGGCCAUAUCAAUGUGA
Molecule: messenger RNA, 1155 nt
Organism: Balaenoptera acutorostrata (minke whale)
Lineage: Eukaryota; Metazoa; Chordata; Mammalia; Artiodactyla; Balaenopteridae
Product: zinc finger protein 813-like
Exons: 1
Coding region: 1-1155 (384 amino acids)
Biological process (GO): negative regulation of transcription by RNA polymerase II
Molecular function (GO): DNA-binding transcription repressor activity, RNA polymerase II-specific
Source: RefSeq, a predicted model, not a curated record